AUUACCUUGGAAAUGACGCUUUUAUAGGAGGAACUGACAGCUGCUGCGCCUGCGUGUUGCGACGGGUACAUUUUGGGGACUCGCGUGAGCAGGGCGGCGUUUCUAUGGUGAGAAGAUUUUUCUUGGGCCACAUGGACCAGAACGCAUCGCACCUUCCGCCUCUGCCUUCAGUGCGUUUCAUAACGCGACGCGUUACAUCAACGAGUUACCCCGCCCAGUGUCUGUCACACAUCGGUUGUGGCGUUUUACAGUUUUAUGGACACAUUUAGGGCUAUUUGACGCCCUACAAGGGACUUUUGUGUAACGGUCCGCUUCGGCGACGAAUUUUCUGGACGGUCGUCUUAACGCGGAAUCGGUUUCUAGUCAACACGUCGCGUUUUCCGACUGACGCCCAAUCAGAUCAUAAGCAGAUGCACUGCAGCUUAUCAUACAAUGCAUCGCUGUUGAUCGUACAGGUGUUUUUGCGUCUGUAUUUUAUCACAAAGGGUCGUUUCCAUUGAGACUACAUCUGCAUGGUGCACGUGCAUCUGAUCUAACGUUAGCUGAGGUGGGCACCUCAAAUCAUUUUACCAUUUUUGCACUGAAUACAGAUUUCAAGUUAAUGUUUCGCCAAGAGGUCGGUGUCCUGUCCUUCAUUCCGUCGUGUUCGUACCUUUUCCAAUACGAGAAGAGGAACAUGUCCCGAUAUAACAUUUACAGUCUGCUAGACUGGAUCUAUGGAGGGGUGGACCCCAAAUUUGAAGGCAACGGAGGGCCCGAGUGCGCAGCCUUCAUCUCGCCACAGCAGAGGAUCAUUGAGAGUCUGAUCAUCGUCUUCAUCUCUGUCAUCGAGGUGCUGGUGGCCAUCAGAAAGAUCAAUGUCCCAAAAGAGCUCAGAGAGGUGUCUAAGGAUGGACGCAGGAGCAGAGAAGACAGCUUGGGCAAGAACUUGUUGCUUGUGGCACUGUGCAUGACUUUUGGAGUGGAGGUUGGGUUCAAGUUUGCCACCAAGACUGUGAUCUACCUCCUAAAUCCAUGUCACGUGGUCACAAUGGUGCAAAUCAUCCUGCUCGCAUGUCCUCCUAGCAAAAUCGCUAUGGUCAUUUUUAGGCUUCAGGUUCAUAUGCUGAAUGGAGCUCUUCUAGCGCUGCUCUUUCCAGUGGUCAACACCCGACUGCUGCCUUUUGAAAAGGAGAUCUAUUAUAUUCAACACUUCAUGCUGUAUCUCGUGCCAGUCUACCUCUUCAGGAAAGGAGGUGUAUAUAAACCAGAGCCGCUGGGUGACAUGUGGUGGGCGCUGCUGUCUACAGGAAUACUCUUCCUCUAUCACUUCGUGUUCCUGCAGGGACUUGGAAUGGUGACAGAAGUGAAUCUGAACAACAUGCUGUGUCCAGCUGUCUCGGACCCCUUCUACGGGCCGUGGUAUCGAGUGUGGGCCACGGGACACCAGACCGCCCUCACGUUAGUCCACGGCAAGGCUUUGACCAUCCUCUCGCAGCACACCGCCCCCAUGUGCCGCUACCUACUGGACAUGGCGCGUCUUCGCAACAAGAAGGUGGACUAAGGGUUUUUUUAUUGGACAAAACCUCUACCUACAUUAUCAAGAGUCUCAUAAAUACAGUUACAUACCUUUUUUGUCAUGGGCAGUACGACGUUUCAUCCAAACUAUACGUGCAUUCUGGAGAGGCUGUUUUUGCCUUUUCGGAUGCGACACAAACCCUGCCUUGUUUUUGUUUUGGAGUCUUCGCACAAUGAAGAUCCCAUCUUCGAGUUGCCUUGUUUAUAGUUGCGCUCAUCUAACAGUGAAAUGGGUCCAGCCCAGUUACAUUGACUUGAUUGCUAAAUAGCUGUUUAUGUGUCAUCAGCACUGUAUUUCUUGUAAGUCUCGCUCGCUGGCUUUCAGAUGAAGUGUGCUGCCAUUUUAAAAGUCAAUUUUGUGAAUAUCGUGUACCUUUUUUGUGGAGACAUCCGUGUAGUGCUACUGUAUGUUCUGGAGGAUUCGUUGGGUAUAUACCAGACCCUUUUUGUGUAAAUAUAGUCAAAACUCUUUAGUGACCAAGCUGAAGCCAUUACUGUAUCUUUGGUCAUAAUAUGAAACGCUUUCUAUUGGCUGAAGGUGAUAUUGAUUGACUGGCUGACGCUGUUAUAUUCUAGAUGAAUUGCAGUUAUGUGUCAUAGGAAACUGACUGAGGUAAAUUUUUAGCCAGUACAAUUUUUUGUUAUCUAAACUUUUUAAUCGAAAGUGCUUUAGUGAUUUUUUUUUUUCAUUCUUUUAAAUUCAUAAUUUAUUCUUAGCGAUACGUUUUACAAACAGCCAAACUGAUUGCUUAGGAGGGGGCAGUUUGGUUUUUAAACUUAAAUUUGCAUUACUUUAUUCCGUACAGAUGAGGAUAAAGUGAAUAGCAGCAGUUUUACAGCAAACAGAAAUUUAAAACUUGCUUAUUUAAAGGGAUAGUUCACAGAAAGUAGUUCAUUUACUCGCACUCAAAUUGUUACAAACCUGUAUAAAUGUAUUUGUUUUGCUGAACACACAUUAAGAUAUUUUUAAGUUUGUUUGUAACCAAGAAGCAGAUCUGGGGCACCAUUAACUUCCAUAGAAAAAAAUACUACUAUAGAAGUGAAUGGUGCCCCAGAUCAGUAUUAACAAAGAAAUUUAUACAGGUUUGUAACAAUUUGAGAGUGAGUAAAUGAGAGGAUUUUCGUGUUUCGGUGAACUAUCCCUUUAACUUUUCUUUAGGCAAGUGCCCCACAAAUUGCCCCACACUUAAUGCACUCCAUCUCUCAAUAGAUGUCUCUAUAGACUUCCUGAACGUCAGCCAGCUCCUCGUUUCCUGUCUGCCAUUAUUGGACAAACUGAUUAAUCCAGGUGUGUCUGAUUAUUGUUGUUGUGACUACUGAGGUCAGGCACACCUGGAUUAAUCAGUUUGUCCAAUAAUGGCAGACAGGAAACAAGGAGCUGGCUGAAGUUCAGGAAGUAGUGCAGCUGGGCAUAAAGCCUAUUAUCAAGGCUCAGAAAUGAAGAUAUCGUUUGAUUUAGGAACAGCGUGGAGUUGGGUGGAGCCAUGCUCUCAAUACAGCAGCCCCAGUGAAUUAUGGGAUUGUUGUCAUUUCAAACUCGACUGAAAGGGAAUCCACCAUCAUUUUUGUACAUAUGUUUUUGUGAAAUAUGUGCCGUAUUGAAAAGUCAACGUUUUACACGUGUUUGUUUCUCAUCAGAAAUGCAACCAUUAAAGUACUCAAACACACAA
Molecule: messenger RNA, 3227 nt
Organism: Misgurnus anguillicaudatus (oriental weatherfish)
Lineage: Eukaryota; Metazoa; Chordata; Actinopteri; Cypriniformes; Cobitidae
Product: transmembrane protein 164
Source: RefSeq, a predicted model, not a curated record